This is a messenger RNA of Drosophila elegans, 1313 nucleotides long. RefSeq lists its product as uncharacterized. The transcript has 2 exons. Gene Ontology annotation, molecular function: RNA endonuclease activity; metal ion binding; single-stranded DNA endonuclease activity. Gene Ontology annotation, cellular component: nucleus; mitochondrial inner membrane. The record is from RefSeq and is a predicted model, not a curated record. Lineage: Eukaryota; Metazoa; Arthropoda; Insecta; Diptera; Drosophilidae. Gene Ontology annotation, biological process: apoptotic DNA fragmentation. Bases 1 to 1272 code for a protein of 423 amino acids.
AUGAAGGGUCUAGUGUUGAUUGCCUUGAGUGGCCUCAUCUUGGUCAGUGCCCAGGCCAGGAUCCUGCCGAAGGAGGACUCCCUCUGGGAGUUGCCCGAAGUUCCAGAGGUGGUUAAUGCCAUCGAACCCAAAGCAGCUGGCUGCUCCAUUAAGAUCCGCAGCUCGGAGCUGAAGGAUCCCCAGCCGCUGCUGAUCAAGUCGGGAACUUCUGAGAUCGUGGGCUUCUCGGACACCGGAUACGUGGAUGUGGCCAAGGACAAGACCAUUGAGUUCCACUGCACCAGCAGUUUGGCCUCGCCGCUGUCUGGAAAAUACGUGACCGCCAAGUGUGUGGGUGGCACCACCUUCAGUAUCGACAAUAAGGAGCACGAUCUGUCCGCCAUCAAGUGCACAUCGUGGCCAGCUUUUGUGGGCAAGAAGUCGGGAUCCAAAUGCAAUGGUGGCACCACUCUGAUCAAGGUGGGCUUUGAGCUGUCCGGUUCUCGAUUUGCCACUCAGUACGAGGUGUGCUUCAAUGAGGACGAGGAGGUGACCCGGUAUGUGUACCAUCGUCUGGAGCCGGGAAACAACUUCUAUGCCACUGGAGUGGAUCGUAUUACCUUCGGUGCUGGCGGUUAUUUUGCGGGCAAAAAUGUGGACAAACUAUACACGCAGGCGGUGCAAAAGGAGACCAUCGACAAGGAGCUGGAUAUGGAUUCGGCCAAGUAUUUCGACUCGGCAAAGAAUGUGUUCUUGGCCCGUGGUCACAUGGGUGCCAAGGCUGAUUUCGUGUUUGCCCCCGAGCAGCGGGCCACCUUCCUGUUCAUCAACGCGGCUCCCCAGUGGCAGACCUUCAACGCUGGCAACUGGGCCCGUGUGGAGGACGGAGUUCGUGCCUGGGUGGCCAAGGAGAAGAAGCACGUGGAGUGCUGGACGGGCGUCUGGGGCGUGACCACUUUGGCUAACAAAAAUGGAGAGCAGAGGCAGCUGUAUCUGUCGCACGAUAGCAACGGCAAUGGCCUGAUCCCAGUGCCCAAGCUCUACUUCCGAGUGGUCAUCGAACCCACCACCAAGAAGGGCAUCGUUCUGAUCGGCGUGAACAAUCCGCACUUGAGUCUGGCGGAGAUCAAGCGGGACUACAUCCUCUGCACGGACGUCAGCGACAAAAUCAACUGGAUCAGCUGGAAGAAGACGGACAUCACCGCCGGCUACUCCUAUGCCUGCGAAGUGCCCGAGUUCCGCAAGAAGGUGGACCACCUGCCCCAGUUCUCUGUCAGCGGUUUGCUCGUCUAAGUUUCUUUCUGAAUCAAUAAAUAUAUCGUUAAAUUUUUAAA